This is a messenger RNA of Budorcas taxicolor (takin), 1790 nucleotides long. RefSeq names its product palmitoyl-protein thioesterase 2 (gene PPT2). The record is from RefSeq and is a predicted model, not a curated record. The transcript is spliced from 9 exons. Gene Ontology annotation, cellular component: lysosome. Gene Ontology annotation, molecular function: palmitoyl hydrolase activity; thiolester hydrolase activity. NCBI's taxonomy places the organism in Eukaryota, Metazoa, Chordata, Mammalia, Artiodactyla, Bovidae. Bases 181 to 1119 code for a protein of 312 amino acids.
AACUAGGCGGAGCGUGAGUCAGCGCUGCCCAAGGGGCUCUCCGCCCCUUGGGAGGUGGGUCGUAGUUAGGCUCCGUACUAGAGAAGGGCAAAAGAAACUGGGCCAAGCCGCACUUUUACCUCGAGGGGCCUCGAGGACUCUCCGCGUCUCUGGAGACAAGGGCACUACAAGCACUUCAAGAUGAAGAGUUGCGGGAGUAUGCUGGGGCUCCCGGGGCGGCGGCUCCCUUCGGCGGAGUUCCUGCUCCUGUUGCCAUUCCUGCUGCUGCUGCUCCUGCUGCUGCUGCCCGCCGCCCCUGCGCCCCAUCGGGCUGCCUACAAGCCGGUCAUAGUGGUGCACGGGCUCUUUGACAGUUCGUACAGCUUCCGCCAUCUGCUGGAAUACAUCAAUGAGACCCACCCUGGGACUGCGGUGACAGUGCUCGAUCUCUUCGAUGGGAGAGAGAGUUUGCGACCCCUGUGGGAACAGGUGCAAGGGUUCCGAGAGGCUGUGGCCCCCAUCAUGGCAAAGGCUCUUCAAGGGGUGCACCUCAUCUGCUACUCCCAGGGGGGCCUGGUGUGCCGGGCACUCCUGUCUGUGAUGGAUGAACACAAUGUGGAUUCUUUCAUCUCUCUCUCCUCUCCACAGAUGGGACAGUAUGGAGACACAAACUAUUUGAAGUGGCUGUUCCCCACCUCCAUGAGGUCUAACCUCUACCGGAUCUGCUACAGCCCGUGGGGCCAGGAAUUCUCCAUCUGCAACUACUGGCAUGACCCCCACCAUGAUGACUUGUACCUCAAUGCCAGCAGCUUCCUGGCCCUGAUCAAUGGGGAAAGAGACCAUCCCAAUGCCACUGCUUGGCGGAAGAACUUUCUGCGUUUGGGCCGCCUGGUGCUGAUUGGGGGCCCUGAUGAUGGUGUCAUUACUCCCUGGCAGUCCAGCUUCUUUGGUUUCUAUGAUGCAAAUGAGACAGUCUUGGAGAUGGAGAAGCAACUGGUUUAUCUGCGGGACUCUUUUGGGUUGAAGACUCUCCUGGCCCGGGGGGCCAUAGUGAGGUGUCCAAUGGCUGGGAUCUCCCACACGGCCUGGCACUCCAACCGUACCCUUUAUGAGACCUGCAUUGAACCUUGGCUCUCCUGAGGGACCCCUCAGGAACUCCCCUCCCAGAGACGGAAUGGAGCCUUGGAUGUCAGGCCUUGGUGUGCCUGUGACCACCUCACUGGUCCCACACUGCCCCCACCAGCCAGGGCUCCAGGACCCCUCCUCUGUGAACGACACAUCCUGGUCUCCUCCAUCUCGUGUCCUCCCUUUUGGGGGUUGCUCCAUGCUCUCCCAUGCCCCCCAAGGCCAAGGCCAAGGCCAAGGCUGGGAAGUGGGAAACAAGAUUAACUUGUGGCUGCUCCUAUUGCUGCUGCUCCUCUGUCUCUGGCUCUACAGAAGGAGAACCCAGCCCCUGCCCACCACAGGGCCUCCUUCCAAGCCACUCAGGACAUUUUUAGCUUGUUUUUCCCACGUUCCCUUUUCCUCUGAACUCCCCUGUUGUGAGCCCUCCCAACCCGCCAGGAAGGACCACCUAUGAGAGUGGGGUUCUGAGGCUCCACUAUGGGGACAGUUCCGUUCUUGAAGUGUCAGUGUUGGGGAAUAUCUGUGGCCUGUGAGGCCCAUCUCAGGUUUGGGGAUCCCCCAGUCCCUAUAUUCAGUAUUGGGGUGCCCUCUGGGAGCCUAGUUUCUUUGAGGCUCCAGCCCCUCUUUUAGCUACCCUUGAAUGGGUGUGUUACUACCCCUGUAUUUAUGAAAAUAAAGUUCCAUUU